CAAGGUGGAAGGUGUAUCAACAAAUAUAUUUAGCCAUGAUGUCAUGUUGUUAAGGUUUAUAAUACAACUUGAAUAAUUAAAGAUUGACAGUCGUUAGCCAGCGUUCGCUAAGAUAGUGUGCGGUACCUGUUUAAAUUUAUUUACUUAAGUUUUAUUCAACAUUUUUUUUCGUUUUAUUCCUAGUCAGUUUGGAUUUUAAGCAACCAUGAGCAACCAACAGUAUUACCCAUUCAAAUGCACACCAACCGUGUACCCAGCCGAUCCCUUCGACCCCGUGGCCGAUGCCACCACGCUUAAGAAGGCCAUGAAGGGCUUCGGCGCCGACGAGAAAGCCAUCAUCGACGUGCUGGCACGCAGAGGCAUCGUCCAGCGUCUCGAGAUCGCCGAAACCUUCAAGACCUCCUUCGGCAAAGACCUCAUCUCCGAACUCAAGAGCGAGUUGGGCGGCAAAUUCGAAGACGUCAUGGUCGCCUUGAUGACACCACUUCCACAAUUCUAUGCCAAAGAACUUCACGACGCCGUCGCAGGAGUGGGGACCGAUGAAGAGGCCAUCAUCGAGAUCCUGUGCACUUUGAGCAACUAUGGUAUCCGCACCAUUGCCCAAUUUUAUGAACAAAUGUAUGGCAAACCUCUAGAAAAAGACUUAAAAGGAGAUACCUCAGGACACUUUAAAAGAUUAUGUGUCAGCUUAGUACAGGCCAACCGUGACGAGAACCAAGGCGUAAACGAAAGCCAAGCGGCUGCCGAUGCCGAGGCUUUGAUCGAGGCUGGCGAAUCCAAAUGGGGAACCGAAGAGUCCAUGUUCAACUCCAUCCUUAUCACCAGAAGCUACCAACAAUUGAGAGCCACCUUCUCCGAGUACGAAAGGCUUUCCGGAAAGGACAUCGAGUCAGCCAUCAAAAAGGAAUUCUCAGGGACCAUCCAAAAGGGACUGUUAGGAAUCGUAAAAUGUGUAAAGAGCAAAGUAGGCUACUUUGCCGAACGCCUCCACGAAAGUAUGGCCGGUUUGGGAACCAACGACAAAACUUUGAUCCGCAUCAUCGUUUCCAGAUCUGAAAUCGAUCUGGCUGAUAUUAAACAAGCCUUCAUGGACAAAUACGGAAAGACUUUGGAAAGUUGGAUCACCGAUGAUGUUCCAAGUGAAAUUAAAUACGUCUUGAGAACCUUAGUCGCUAUUGGUUAAAUAUUGUCCACUUACAUGUUGCCCGAUGGUUCAAAAUUGCUGUCCCAUCAUUUUACAUUAUAAGAUGUUCUUUUAGCUUAGUGGCCUUAAAUUUCAGAGUUAUAUUUUAUAAUAUAAAACAAAGAGUAUUUAACGUUGUUGAUUAAUAUAUUUAUAAUAUAAUAGAUAUAUAUUAUACAAAUAAUUCCCUAAUUACGGUUUCAUCGUGGUGUAGGCCGUUUUUCUUUUUUUUUCUUUUUUUUAUUCCAUUCACAUCUUUUAUAUCUUUCGUAUUUUGUAAGUGUUUAUUAUAAAUGUGCUUUAUUGGUG
Molecule: messenger RNA, 1492 nt
Organism: Brassicogethes aeneus
Lineage: Eukaryota; Metazoa; Arthropoda; Insecta; Coleoptera; Nitidulidae
Source: the annotation of a GenBank genome assembly